AUGGAGACUCCAACAGAGUUUGAUAACCAAUCCUAUCAAAAUAUAAACGUCCAAGAAGUUCUUUCAUGUAAAGUGAAAAAGUUAAGGGAACAGUAUUCUGAACGCUAUUCAAAAUCAAUUCAUGUAUUGACAGCUGUUGAUUAUAGUAUAGAUGGUCAAUCGGAGGAACGCUUGCGACAAGCAAAAACAAAUUAUGCUGGAGAACGAAUUAUACUUAUUCCUUACAAUCUGGGAGAUUUUCAUUGGAUUGGAGUAAUAAUAAAAUUUAAAGUCGAUGAACAGAUUGAACUGGCUGAAUUUAUUAAUCCAGUGAAGGAAUCUAAUUUUAUUCCUGAUAAAUUACAACGGAAAUUUCGAAACGUUUUCCCAAGUACUGUUUUACGAUCAAGAGUAUCUCAAAUUUACGGUGAUCGACAAUAUAGUGCAUUCUUAACCAUUAAAAACUUAUUAAAAGCAGUCAAAGAAUCGGAAUUUGCAGAAAUUAAAUCUUCAAAUAUGAAUCUGUCACACAUUCAAGUCACAGAUGAUCGACAAAGAAUGAAUUGUUUAUUUGAAGACCAAUCAUUAAAUUGA
Rotaria sp. Silwood2 is the source of this 573-nucleotide messenger RNA. The record is from the annotation of a GenBank genome assembly. NCBI's taxonomy places the organism in Eukaryota, Metazoa, Rotifera, Eurotatoria, Philodinida, Philodinidae.